AUGAACAUGUUCAAGAGGUUCUUUCUCGUUGGGCUCACCGCAUUGGCCGCCGCUGUCUCGGCUGCACCCGCACCCUCUGCCGCGACCGAUAUCCAGAUCCUCCAAUUUGCACUCACGCUGGAGCACAUCGAAAACACGUUUUACAACACAGCUCUUGCAAAGUUCACGGCGAAGGAUUUUGAGAACGCCGGGUACCCCGACUGGGUCCGCAGCCGCUUCGUUCAGAUCGCUGGCCAUGAGGCCACGCACGUCAAGUACCUCACGGAAACGCUUGGGUCUAACGCCGUUCCCUUCUGCGAAUACGACUUCGGGACUUCAUUGGACGACCCGACGGCGUUUGCGAAGAUGUCGCGCGUCUUCGAGACGGUAGGCACGUCCGCGUACCUCGGGGGCGCAAGCCUCCUCCAGAACAAGGCAUAUUUGACCGCAGCCGCGUCCAUCCUCGGAGUGGAGAUCAGCCAGGCUGGCUGGGUUAGCUCGUCCGUGCUGAAGGUGCAGCCGUGGUCUGGGCCGUUCAAUAUCCCGCUCGCUGCGAGCGCCGCGUUCUCCCUCGCACAGCCAUUCAUCAAAUCCUGCCCCCCAGGCUAUCCACAGCUCCCCGUCAAGGAGCUCCCCAGUCUCACGCUUUCCAACGCGCAGCCCGCGCUCGGCGACACCAUCAACCUCUCAUUCCCUAACGCCGACUUCAACAACGGCACGCAGUACUACGCCGCGUGGCUUGAUGGGCUGACAGUUCAGUACACUGACAUCAACGCUAAUGGAGGGUCGACAAAGGUGCCGAACAACCUGCAGGGUAUCGUCUAUGUCGCGAUUGUGUCGUCAAAGGAGACGCCGAGCGACGAUAAUCUGGUCAGCGGGCUUGCGCUGAUCGCAUAUGACUUCGAUUCCAGAGCGAACAACACUGUGUCUGGUUCGCCAGUGCAGUAG
Dichomitus squalens LYAD-421 SS1 is the source of this 927-nucleotide messenger RNA. RefSeq lists its product as uncharacterized. The transcript has 5 exons. Lineage: Eukaryota; Fungi; Basidiomycota; Agaricomycetes; Polyporales; Polyporaceae. The record is from RefSeq and is a predicted model, not a curated record. Bases 1 to 927 code for a protein of 308 amino acids.